AUGGCCACGCUCGAAGACCUCGAGUUUGAGGAUCUCAUCGCCUUCUCCCAUGCCUGGCCGAGGGUCGCCAAUAUCGUCGCCAGUUACGACCUGAUCCGGUUGCGAGAGCUGCAAUGCUUCUUCUCCAAAACCACCUUCCGGAACACGAAGCUCGGCGUCGGAGUCGACGUGUCCAGCCUAGGGAAAAGAUCCAUCGAAUCCGAAUUCGAUCUAAUAUCCCAGGAGGCUUUCAGAGAUCUGGCUAUACGGAACUCCGUCCACAACAUCAGCUUCAAGCACUGGCUGCCACUGCCUUUGUCCCGACGUCAUUGGAAGUCUGUGGAGGGGGAUGUGGCUCCAGUAUUGACGACGCUAUCUACGGAAGCCGGCUUACUGAGCAAGUCUCCCAUUGAGGUUCUUGCCGCCUUUAUGAACGAUAUCGUUGUGCGCCUCAACAUGAUUGAAGCACAUCCUUCCAGGAAGACGCAAUACCACGCAGGGCAGAAGAGCACCUUGCGCCACGCAUCGGAAAAGGCGAUAGAGUCGUACUUUCACCUGUUUCAUCUAAUUCUUUGUCUAGCGACUGAGAACGAAGAGCUAGUCAGUGCUGCCAACUCGAAGAUAACUGGAUUUAUGAAUGGGCAAACGUCCAAGGUCGCCUGCCCAAAUCUCGGCCAUCUACUGGUGUACCUGCUCAUCAGCGACAUCCCAAUAACGGACAUGGUGCGAAAGACCAUCAUUACUGAAGCAAUUACGCGCAACGUCGUCUGGAUGCUAGACAAGCGGGGUGCCAACAUGCCGGAACUGAGCUACCUGGAGCCGGAUAAGGUGUCGCAUUACCGCCUGCGGAAGACCUUCGAGGCCAGUCGCACUUCCUACCGCCUGCUGAUGUUCUCCGAGCUUUUUCGUCGCAUCGCGCGACCCACGAAUGGCAGGAGUCUUGUGAAACUUCGGGAUGAACUAUUCGACCGUCACGGCGCGCCACCCGCCGGCGCUGCCCUCCAUCUGUCGACUGAAGUCCGCCGUCUUCACGACAUAGACAACUUUUGGGAUUUUUUCGUCGAAAUGGGCAUAGAACAGAAGCCGGGCAUCGAAUGGUUUACCGCCCAUCUGCGGGAUUGUAUCAACAACAGUAUGGCCAAGGGGUAUUCGAUAUGGGGCUUAUCUGAAUACACGGCGCUGGCACUCCGAUGCCAACUAGAGCCCACAGUUGGUUUAUACGCCAACUUAUACCCAGGAUAUGCCCCUAGACAUUGGGAACUUCAACAGGCCACAUUCUUUCCGAAUAAGAAGCGUUCGCAGAAACGAUCAAGGAGAUAA
Messenger RNA from Colletotrichum karsti, 1299 nucleotides. RefSeq lists its product as uncharacterized. The record is from RefSeq and is a predicted model, not a curated record. Lineage: Eukaryota; Fungi; Ascomycota; Sordariomycetes; Glomerellales; Glomerellaceae. The transcript has a single exon. The coding region runs from base 1 to 1299 and encodes 432 amino acids.